GAAAGAUACGGAUCUUGGAUGGCUGCAUGAAAAAUAUCGAUAUCCAACUGUUGUGUUACCUGUUGAUAAAAUCUGGACUCCCAAGAUCGUUCUGGACAAUGCAUUAGACACAACUAUGGAGCCGUACACGGAUGAUGUGCAGGUGAGGAGAGACGGUGUUGUGGAACAUGCUGUUAUCUUAUUUACGGCAGUGAGCUGCGAAAUCAACUUAUUCAACUAUCCAUAUGUGUUUGGGGAGUGUCCUGUGGCCAUCAAUGGAUGGAGUCAAAGAUUUUGUUCACUGAAACUGGACAUUGCUGAUAAUGUGUCUUUGAUCGGUGGUAGUCGAGGAGAGUGGCAGACCUUAAGCGUGACCAAGAUUGUGGAUAAGUCACAAGAAGAUCGCAGUUACCUCUUUGUCACCCUGUCUAUCAACCCCUUCGGUGCAUUUGUGACUCUGAUCUUGCCCAGUGCACUUAUAAUGUGUGCUGACCUGGUAAGCUUUGCUCUGCCAUUUGAAGGAGGGGAACGCAACUCUUUUAAAGUAACGCUGGUCCUGAGCUUCACCAUGUUCCUUCUCAUCCUCAAUGAUCAUCUGCCUAAUGGUGGAAAUUGUAGCCCUCUUCUCCGUAAGUGA
Messenger RNA from Paramisgurnus dabryanus, 616 nucleotides. Lineage: Eukaryota; Metazoa; Chordata; Actinopteri; Cypriniformes; Cobitidae. The record is from RefSeq and is a predicted model, not a curated record.